Aedes albopictus (Asian tiger mosquito) is the source of this 2223-nucleotide messenger RNA. RefSeq lists its product as uncharacterized. NCBI's taxonomy places the organism in Eukaryota, Metazoa, Arthropoda, Insecta, Diptera, Culicidae. The record is from RefSeq and is a predicted model, not a curated record. Bases 1 to 2223 code for a protein of 740 amino acids. The transcript is spliced from 3 exons.
AUGCAUCUUGUGAGAGAAGUAGCAGAAAAGUAUGGCAGCCAUACAGCAGAUGUGCUGCAGCGGUUUCAAAGAACAUCAAUCAAGCUAGCGAAAUCUAGCAACCACAUCAAGUUCCUACUGAAUUGCCGGAAAUGCAAGGUUAUACCAGUGUGCCUAAACUACAAGGUGCACGUCAACCUGGAAAAUGAAGAAUCGUACCGACAAAUGGAGAAAGUGUUAACCAAGCAAAAAAUCCGAUUAAUCAGUGAGUUGAUAGCCGAUGGCAAGAGAACGGUAGCAAGAACAAAGAAAGCAAAAACCGAUCUUAGAAACACUCUGGAGCGACUGUUAGAGCGAGAGGACUUCGUGCGCGCUAAGAAAAUGGUGGAAGACAAAACUGUGAGAGUUUACGCGACCACGAAGGAUAAAGAAAUCAAGAAACUUGAGUGCCUUAAGAGAAAGAGAGUCGCGGAACUGAGCUACGAGGCGGAAUGGGUGGAAAACACGACUGAAGCAGCGAUACCAGACUACCUGGAACGAACAUUGAUGCUUGGGCCGAACUACAACGUACCGAACCGAGGAAAUUUUCCAUACAUCGAGACAGUUGCCGAAAUCGACAGAGCAAUCAAGAACAAAGACAACGUUGAGGAAAUCCGAGCGGAGGUAGCAACUGCGAUGUCCAACUUCAUCAACUACAACAACCAACCCCGCCAUCACCAACAAGAAUGGAUCGCGAAAGAUGUAGGAAGAAGCAGAAAAUUUCUCAAAGAACAUCCGAACAUACUACUGACCAAGGCUGACAAGGGCAACAAGACAGUGAUAUUGUCGUCGGAGGAAUACGAAGAAAAAAUGGAAGGCAUGCUUCAAGAUGCCGAGACCUACGAGAAAAUUCGCUUCGACCCAACAGCAAGGAUCGCGAGAAAGAUUAAGUCGAUUUUGGAUGGAUGGAAAGAUAGACGGUACAUCGACAGCCGGACACACAGAAGGUUGAAUGUGUCCAACUGCCACCCCCCUCGUAUAUACGGACUACCUAAAAUCCACAAACAAGGUAGACCGUUGCGCCCGGUGGUAUCGACCAUUGGGUCCACAACAUACAAACUAGCCCAAUAUCUAUCAGACAUCCUUGGGAAAAUUGUUGGAAAAACUGAAGCUCAUGUCGUCAACAGCUUCACUUUCGCCUCCGAGGUAUCAGGGACACAGAUCAGUGAGGAUGAAACAAUGUUCUCGCUUGACGUCACAUCGCUGUAUACCAACGUGCCGGUAGACUACGCGUUUAGAGUAACUUCGGCGUCCCGAUGGGCUCCCCCACUUUCACCAGUCGUUGCAAACCUGGUUAUGGAGCGCCUAGAACAGGAAAGCAUGAGGAAGCUGGAGAACAAACAAAUAACGAUGAAAGUAUACCGACGCUACGUAGAUGAUUGCUUCUGUAUCGCCAAACACGAACACAUUGAAACAAUAGUAGAAACUUUCAAUGAAUUUCAUGAAAAAUUGCAAUUCACGGUUGAAAGGGAGGAGAACCGGAAACUCAAAUUCCUGGACAUGACACUGCACAAGCAGAAUGGAAAAAUCGUGAAAGUGUGGACGCCGAAACAAGCCAAUGGAAGGUACUUGGACUUCAACUCGGAAAGCCCGUUCCAACAUAAGCGCAAUACGGCAAUAGCGCUAAUAGACAGAGCAAUCAAAUUAACGGAUGCAGAGGAAAGACACAACACGAUUAACAUAAACAGAUCGACACUACAACAGCCUACAAGAAAGGGAGGAGAAAAAGGAGACAAAGUACGUGUCAACGCCGUAUAUCCGGGUCUAAGCGAGAAGUUGUCAAAGCUUCUCAACAAACACGGCAUAAGUUUGGCAUACCAGACCCGAGACAAAAUAAAAAAUACCGUCUUCAGCCGACUAAAGGAUCCCAUCCCGAAACAAAAAACGAAAAAUGUUGUGUAUGCCGUCCCUUGCGGCACAAAUGACGGAAAGGUCUACGUGGGACAAACCGGAAGAAUGCUCGAAACCAGAAUCAACGAACACAGGACGAACAUAAGGAAAAAGGAAGCCAAGACGGGAUUAACGCAACACCAUAUCGACGAAGGACACAAUUUCAAUUUCAACAAAACGGAGAUUUUGGAAAAAAUCGAAAACCAGGCGAGCAGAACGAUAGCAGAGGCCUUCCACAUCAAGCUGCUAGGCGAAGCACGAACAGUGAACAUGCAGCGCGAAUGUGGAGGAUCGACUCGGCUUACAACGGCCUAG